AGGAAAAGCAGUGCUCUACUCCGAGUGGAAGGCGUUACGGAUGCUGAACAGCAAAGAAAUACUUACUUCUAGGAGUGACCUAAAUUUAUAUAGGCCCCCAAACAAGUCGUGACGGGUUGAGUGAAGGAGUCUCUUCUUGUUUUUGCGAACGGAUAUAGGGUUUUCUUUUUCAUAAAGAAAGUUUUACUAUCGCAAAUAUCGGCAAACAUCACCUGGUGAAAAAUCUCGAUAGCGGCACCAAAAACUGGCGAUAUUUCGAAAGAGCAGCUGUAUACUAGUUUUUUCCCAUCCCUAUAGUGAAGAUCGUGUAGCAAACCAAACCUGUACAGAACAUUACGACGGACUCUCGUCAACCAUGGGGCUGCUAAACAUCCUCAAGAAGCUGAAGAAAAACCAGAAGGAGGCGAGAAUACUGGUGCUGGGCCUGGAUAAUGCGUAUGGAACUGGGCAUGAAAAGUAUCGCGUAGAAAGGCUGGCAUUUUAUUGCGUGGCUUGCCCAAAGUCUGUAUUAAGAAAACACAUUUUGCAGAUGCAGGUGGACAUACUUUUCUCUUUUGCAUUCGAUUUCCUCUGCCAUGCGUUUUUGCCCAAGUCGCUACGCGAUGCUUUUACCAACCAUAACCCAGGGAAGACAACAAUUUUGAAAAAGCUCUCAGAAGAGGACAUCUCUCACAUCAUGCCAACACAAGGUACAGAAAGAUGUUUGAAUCUUCGUGCAGUCGUUCUGCAUAAAAAGCUUGACUAAGUAGUUACUGUUGAUGUGGCAACAACAACUUUUUUGUGGCGUUUCAUCUACUUGCUUUAAAGCAUUCUGGUUAGAAAAAUUGUGAAUCACGCAUAUCCUUCACUUCCGCACAGGUUUCAAUAUCAAGUCCUUGGUGCACGAUGGGUUUAAACUGAAUGUGUGGGAUAUCGGCGGGCAAAAGACCAUCAGGCCAUACUGGAGCAACUACUUCGAGUCAUCCGACUGCUUGGUAUCAUGAUAGGGCGUGAAUUAUUUAAGAAUGUAGCUGCUGUCAUCUUCUGCAAGUGAAUAAACUACCGAGCGGCGUUAUUGUCCUUUUGCAUGCGGAGAAGGCAUCAUUUUUGUCUAUGCAAAAACUACAACGCAAGAACGCCAUUACAAAUUUUUAGGUCUACGUUAUUGACUCCUCGGAUCGGCGAAGGCUCGAGGAGUCCGGGUCGGAGCUAAACGAGCUGCUCCAAGAGGACAAGCUCUCGAACGUGCCGCUCCUGAUUUUCGCCAACAAACAGGACCUGCUGCAGGCCCUGCCCGCAAACGAGAUCGCCGAGGAGCUCUCGCUACACAACAUCCGCGACAGAACGUGGACGAUUCAGGCGUGCUCCGCGAAGGCGGGGGAGGGGUUGCAGGAGGGCAUGGAGUGGCUCGUCGGGCACAUGAAUUUGCAGAACAAUUAAAAAGCGGGAUCAUCUAGUAGUGCGGGUAGAGAAGUACUUUAUAAAGGCCCUGAUAUGAUUUGGUUGAAAGCAGACGCCACUUCGGAUUCGCUCGCUUUUGCAAGCACAAGAACCACCCAUCAGCUAGUAGCUAUAGUGAACGCAUAUUCCAGUAGCUUUCGCUAAACUGGAAUUUCGACCGGAUUAUUAUUUCACCCAUUUUUUACUUUUGUUUUGAUCAACCUCGAAACUGUAUUGUUUAUCAAAAAGAAGAAUCAUCAAUCUUCAGCACACCGUCAAAGAUGUUGCAGCAAGGGCCGUUUGAUCAUCAGCGACCACCUAAAUCCCAUCUCAUCAUAUAAUAGCUUUGAAAAAUCCUCGAUUGUUCUCAUAUCGCUGAAGAUCUUGAACAAGCGAGCCAGGAUUAGUCUCCCGAUUGCGAUAGUAUGCUUCUAAGGAAGAUGAUAAAUUGAGGCUGAAUAAACUCCUCGGCAGGAUGAUGAAGGCAGUACUUACUCUACUUGUUCUGAGCAGACAGAAAUAACUUCAAAUGUGCUUCACAGUAAACGCGACCCCUUAAUUUUUUUUCAGAGGUGCUGCUGUAUCUGUACACUGUAUUUAACAAAGUACUAACUAUUCCAGUUGGACCACCCAAAGCUUCUACAGUACUAUCGCCGGAGCUACUACAGCUUCGUCGAGUUGCGGCGCCGCUCGCAGUACCUAGCACAGAAUCAAUCUCUGGUGCGCUGCUCACGUAGUGCACCAGUUUCAAUGUGAAAGUAGCUCGGUGCCACGUAUUCGGACGGUCGGUUAAUGUUGUGAUAGAAGCUAAAAAAAGAGGUCAUCGGAUCUAGAGAUCAUCUGUCCGUUGAAACGUGGGACGAAAACGAUCCAAGGCCUGACUGCCUGGAAAAAAUUUGUUAGUUAAGAUACCAGGAUAAUUUGAUUCUCCAAGAAUGUCAGCCGUGAUCCCCGGAAAAAAGAAUGAAAACUAGACCUGAU
Molecule: messenger RNA, 2400 nt
Organism: Amoebophrya sp. A120
Lineage: Eukaryota; Dinophyceae; Syndiniales; Amoebophryaceae
Source: the annotation of a GenBank genome assembly